AUGAGAGGGGACCCUGAGCAAGGACGUGGAGGACAAGCUGAGCAGAGGGGGAGAGGGAGAGGACAAGCUCAGCUAGGACAUGGAAGACAAGUAGGUGGAAGGCAAGCUGAGCCAGUCGAACCUCAAACCAAGAUACCGUCAUUUGGUGAUGGUAGCAGUAUUCAAAGAGACUGGACUACCUCAGGGCUUAUCGGUGAUCCGAUAAAUCAAAGAGAAGAUACUUGUGGAUCAGUUGUCUUUACACAUCUCCUACAAGCUUCUUAUAACAAAGAUAAACCCAUUGCCCAGCAUCGUGAUUUGUCAUACCUUGUUUUGGCAAAUCAUAUCCAAAGCCAAACCCAGGCCAAAGGCUUUUCAUUCAGAAACCUGAACAUACCGAUCAACUACAUUAGAAAUGUAGGACUCAGAGGAAGCACGUGGGCACGGAGGGACGACCACAGGUCACUUUGA
Molecule: messenger RNA, 450 nt
Organism: Brassica oleracea var. oleracea
Lineage: Eukaryota; Viridiplantae; Streptophyta; Magnoliopsida; Brassicales; Brassicaceae
Exons: 5
Coding region: 1-450 (149 amino acids)
Source: RefSeq, a predicted model, not a curated record